CUGUUCUAGACGCAUUACGGUAGACCAAACUGUCCUCUAACACAUCGCCAACACAAGACACAAGCGGAGUAAUUCAACACUGAUUUCUCUGCGAAUGAGCGAGGAACAGACGAGAUGCCAAAAACUCCAGCGAGAAGUAUUAUUGGGACUUUAGGAAAACUCACCGUGUGACUAACUGAAAGAAACAGAGAAGACCUGAAGCGACGAGGAGGCGUAAAAAGCCGCGGGCUUGUUCUUCAUGAACUUUGAGGAGCGCUGUGACCAUGCAGCCUUUGAGCUAGUGCACGAUUAUUGUUUCCACUUAUCACCAAACUGAGUGACCAGUCUGAGAGAGGAAGCCAGUCAAAAAAGGAAAGGAAGACUAAUAAAGGCAGUUGUCGUUGAUGGUCUGAAGGCAUCACUCAUAGAACAGGAUUUUUCCUUUUUUUUUUUUUUUCUUUUGCGUUGCUCUUCUGAAGGUUUCUGGAAUCACUGGGACAUUCACGAGAGCUGGAGGGACACAUCCACAUGGUCCAGCCGUAGAGUGAAAGUAGAGUUCUUCACAAUAUCCUAACAGGUCCGUAUUCAAAUGAGAAGUUGGAGAUGAUAUUAAAAUGAGACUUUGAGAGCGCUGAAUGGAGUCUUUCAGAAAUGUGAAGGUGCCACGUGAUGAUGGUAGAAUCAGCAACUGAGACCAUUCGAACAACACCCUCCAAUCAAAAUGGAGUCAGCAGCCUAAGCAGCCAAUCAGACGGUGGCGGAAGAGAGGGCGGGUCCAACGGUGACACCAAUGGGGAGAUCAGCCCGGUGGAUUUACUGCAUCUUCAACAGCAGCAGGCCCUCCAGGCAGCACGCCAGUUCAUCCUCCAGCAGGCCACAGGACUCAACUCCCCCAGCAGCAACGAGGUCAAACAGAGUCCCGUGCAGGUGCCGGUAUCCAUGGCGAUGAUGACCCCACAGAUGAUAACUCCUCAGCAGAUGCAGCAGAUCCUCUCUCCGCCUCAGCUCCAAGCUUUACUCCAACAGCAACAAGCCCUUAUGCUGCAACAGCUGCAGGAGUACUACAAGAAGCAACAGGAGCAGUUGCACCUCCAGCUCCUUACCCAGCAGCAGCAAGCAGGGAAGCAGGCCAAAGAGCAGCAGCAGUUGGGGAAUAAACAGCUGGCUUUCCAGCAGCAGCUGAUCCAGAUGCAACAACUACAGCAGCAACACAUUUUGAAUCUACAAAGACAGGGCCUGGUGAACCUACAGCCAGGACAAGGAGCAGUACCCAUUCAGAGCCUGCAGCAAGCCAUGUGUCCCACUGACCUGCAGCAGUUGUGGAAGGAUGUGGCCGGUAUUCAGAGCACAGAGGAGGCCAUGAAACACGAGGGCCUCGAUCUAACCACCAACAGCUCCAACACUACCUCAUAUUCAGCCUCCAAGGUCUCACCUCAGAUCCCCCAUCAUCCUUUGCCAAAUGGACAGAACUCUGUGCACACUCCAAAGAGAGACAGAGCAAGACUUUUUGAGUGGAUCUCGUCGUUCACCAAGGAGUCCAGUGACGAGCAUCUCAUGCCUUAUUCCAAAGGCACUCCCCUGCAGAGCACUCACUCAAACCACGAGGAACACACGGCCUCGCACCCACUCUAUGGACACGGCGAGUGCAAGUGGCCUGGCUGUGAAGCGCUCUGCGAGGACAUGGGCCAGUUCAUCAAGCACCUGAACAGUGAACACGCCCUGGAUGAUCGCAGUACGGCCCAGUGCAGGGUCCAGAUGCAGGUCGUUCAACAGCUGGAGAUACAGCUGGCCAAAGAGAGCGAGCGUCUGCAGGCAAUGAUGACCCACCUGCACAUGCGUCCAUCUGAGCCAAAGUCUUUCAACCAACCUUUGAACCUGGCCUCUAGUGUGUCGCUGUCAAAAAGAGAAAGUGAAGGGUUUCCUGAGGGCUUGCCUCAUCCCCCCACCUCUGCUGCAACUCCCAUCACCCCCAUGAGGCAGGGACCCUCCGUCAUCAGCUCCUCCAGCCUGCAUGGAGUCGGGCCCAUCCGUCGGCGCAACUCCGACAAGUUCUGCACCCCCAUCGCUUCAGAACUUGCACAGAAUUGUGAAUUCUACAAAAACGCUGAUGUCAGGCCUCCAUUCACCUACGCCUCCCUCAUACGACACGCCAUUCUGGAAACCCCUGACCGACAGCUGACUCUAAACGAGAUCUAUAACUGGUUUACACGAAUGUUCGCCUAUUUCAGGAGAAACACAGCAACAUGGAAGAAUGCUGUGCGCCAUAACCUGAGUCUGCACAAGUGCUUUGUGCGGGUCGAGAACGUCAAGGGUGCUGUUUGGACUGUGGACGAAGUGGAAUACCAAAAGAGGAGACCACCAAAGAUGACCGGAAGUCCCACUCUCGUGAAGAAUAUGAUUUCUGGGCUGGGAUUUGGCUCCCUGAAUGCCAGCUAUCAGGCUGCACUUGCGGAGAGCAGUCUUGGUCUUCUGAACAGCCCCACCCUGAUGAACAACAGCACGGGUGCGAGCCUCAACAUGCUGCAUGUCGGCCACGAUGAUGUCAGCAGCACUGUUGAACAAGUCAACAGCAAUGGCAGCUGCAGCCCUGGCCUUUCUCCGCAGCAGUAUGGACACCAAGUCCACGUUAAAGAGGAGCCAGCUGAGAUGGAGGAGGACAGCAGACCCGUGUCCCUCAUGGCAUCUGUCACUCAAAACCUGAGCAUGCCUGGUGAUGAGCGGGACAUGGAUGAGGAGCUUCCCACAGAGGAGCUGGAGUAGGAGGAAGUGUUGAUGGAGGCGGAGCUCACUGGCCCUGUCCCUCCCUCGUAUUCAAGAUGUUCAAGAUCAAGUGAGAAAACAAAGAUAAAAAACCAACUACAACUUCAGAAACCAAAACAGGGUUAGACCUCAUCAGCUCCCAAUGCAAAAACACAUCCCCCAUUCCACCCUUUAUUUUUUGUUUCCUCAGUCAGUCCCCUCCGAAAAGGCCCGUCGAGCAGCUGUGCGUUCAUGUCCUCCUGUACUUUGAAACAUGGUCUGAUAGAAGUACGGACCACCGUGUCUAAAGCUACUGAGGGAAACCUGACGUCAGUAUACAAGCUUAGUCAUUUUUUCCCACAAGUCACUCAAGGUUUCUCUAUUUUAAGUCUUUUUAGCUUUAAUUUUGAUGUUCUUUGGGCCUAAGAACACUACUUUUCCAUGGGAUAAAUACACAGCGGUGAUUUACCUCAGAAAGAUGUUCACAUGUUUGAAAAAAGAGGAAAAAGAUGACAAACACACAUCUUUAGAAUGACUUCUGCUUUCAACCGGAUUUUUGUACUUGUUCAAGAGGAUGCUGCAAGACUCAGUAACUUUGCGGUCACACAGAUAAAUUCACCACUCUCGACAAAGGCAAAGACUGAAACAAAAUGAGCUGAAAAACUGGCAACGGUGUCCCUGGCCAUCUGACCAACUCCUUUUUUUUUUUUUCGUCUCCCUUCCAUGACUGGACUAGAGAAACGGGGAGCACGUUCUCUCUCGAGGCAGUGUUAGCGGAUGCUUGCGCUGUCCCUAUCUUUAUCUGAUGCUAUCCACAAGGCUGCCAGAACGUGUUUUCCUCCCUCGCUCUUUGUCAAACUAAACAGAAAAUGUUGCUACCCCCAAAAAAGGCGUAUUUCAGGAAAAGGAACUUUUUGGCUGUUGUUCUCCUGUGGUGCUGUUAUGACAGCCAGACUGAUAUGAGGCUUGUGGAGGACCAGCUUAGAGACUUUAUUGACUGUAUUGUUGAUUAUAAUACAUAAUAUGUGUGCAGUAGCUUUCGAUUUCAUUUUAUUUUCAUAGUCAUUUAUUUCUAAAGGAUCGACAUUUUUCAUUGUGAUGUAAUUCAACUUUUGUCUUCUGUUAAUGAUUGUUUUGUUUUGCUUUUUUGAAUUCUCUCAUCAUUCCAAAAAGGGGUUACAUUUAGGAGAGAAGUUCCAAAAUCCUUUGUUCUACAAACUCCAAAAAAAAAAAAAGUCCAAAAUAUAUCCUAGUGUUAGAUCACAAGUAUUUGAGGAUAGCACUUAUAAUUAAGUGAAAACUUCCGAAACAGAGCCACAGAUGAAAUCUAACAUCAAAUACCAACAAAACCACUCGAUCAUUUCUUUAGCAGAGAGAAGCUGAAAGUAAAGAGACAGAGGUGAAAUACACAUUGCAGGGCUCCCUGUUAGAUCCUGGAGAAAACUUUACAGGCACUCAUAUCUCUCUUUUUUUUCCACAAAUUUGCCUCAUUUGUUCAUUUACUUAACAUUUUUAGGUUUUAUUUUCACAGAUUUGCGCCUUGUUUGUUUCAGAAUGUUCUAUAGUAGCCAAUUGAUAUCAGCUACGAUACAAAAUAUUGCUUUAACGUAAAACAUAACACGGUCACGGAAUACCUCAGACCACAGUGUUUGCCCCUCACGCUGUUAUUACGAAGGGGAUUUGUACUGUGGCUAACCAACAUGGUGACUCUCUCAUUAUCAGUUCAAAGUUCUAUAGUUAUUAGAUAUAUAAAAGUUAUUUGCAAUUCACUGUGUGAGUAGAAAGUGUGUGAUUAGCAUUUUGCUUUCACUAAACUAUAUAUAUAUAUAUAAAAAAUAUAUAUCUUUUCUCAGUAGUGCCAUGCCAAAUUCUGAGUUUAAUUUAAGAUAUGUUGCUUUUUCAGUUUUUCCCCAUUUUACUUUUGUUACAGGUAACCAAAGAGAUAUUUAAUAAACCAAAAACUCUUUUUUAUUUAUCAUUUCUUCUUCCUAAAGAACUGGCCAAAAGAACACAAACUUGUCAUGUGAAUAUUUAAUUUUUCCCUUUUUUUUCCCAGCUAAAUCAUUCGUUUUUUGACUUACACUACAGAGCAUUCCAAAAACCAAAGUGUAAAAUGCAAAUGCUUUUUUGUUGUUGUUUUUCAAAAAAAGGAGAGAACUGUUUUAAUAUACGUUAACCUAAUGAUUUCUUAACACUACAUAUAUUUAAAGGCCAAAAAACAAACUGAAAAGGAAACAAAAAGCAAAAAAAAAGCAGUAUUAACAAGCCUCUUGCGGUUCCUUAGUUAAUGUACAAGCACUUACAAUCUGCGAAAGGAAGAUUUCUACCCCAUCUUGUGCUCAGGCGAUUGCAGUGUUGAGAACGCAAUCUUCACCGUCUAAGAUUGCAAAGGACUUUACAUGCAAAAGGCACUUGAAUAAGCCAGCAUCAAUUACUCAGCAUUAUGGUUUACAUCAAUUACCAGUAUUUCAUAAUUAAACACAGUUCAACGAAUACCAAAAAAAGCAGGCAAGCACUUACUUGCUUGUGCUUACCCUGCCUGUUGAACAGUAUUAUUUACCACACUAAAAAGGGAUGACUGAUAGGGAAUCUUUUCAAACAUGACAGGAAUCAUUUUAAGGACGGUUCAAGUAAUUAUUUUCCACUCUUUUAUGUUGGAGAAUCUUUCUGAUGUACCUGGUCUGUAUGUUCAUUUCAUACACACAUUUGAAACACCUUCAAAGAAAUAAAACCAAAAAUAAUGCUACCUCCUUUUAAAAAACGGCUCACAAAAUAGAAAGGCCAAUGAAAGUCACCUAUAGUCAAACAAAAGAUGUAAAUCCCUUCUAGUUUUUCAUUCUUCCACAAAAUACAAAAUAAACAUAUUGUCGAAAUAACCAAAAUAUGUUCGUUGUUGCGUAGCUGUGAACGUUUGUUGAUUCCUCUUGAUUCCAAAUUCAUUUUCAUGAAUUCGGGUUCAUGAAUGGAAACAAAUAAACGAGACACAACGGUGGAAAAACAGACGACUACCUCUCUAUCCCCUCCUAAAAAUAAAUAAAUAAAUAAAAUGCUGAGUCCUGUUAAGUAUGAAGCAUUAAGUGGUCAACAUAUUUAAAAGGGUCUACUCCAAAUCACAUAUUCCCCACUUUAAGUGAUCUAUUAGCAUAGUGUCUAUGUACAGGUCCUCUGUGCGAAGGCUUAAUUGUGUGUUCUAAUUCCACAUGCAUAAUGAGAGGCCAGGCCAAUGAGAGCCAUCGAGCUGGCCGGUCAUUAGAGCGUACUCAAUGGGCCAGUCAGCUGGGUGUCAGAAAUGAUGAUAGGCAAAAUGCAUUAAUGCAGGCCACUCUCACACGGACCCCGCUUCCCAAUUAAUGCAAAGUGUAGUUUUGUGACAGCAGUGGAAAAAAUAGCACACACACACACAGAGACAGACUAUCCCUGAGAGAUCAUCACGCUUCUGCUAAAACGAGCCUUUAUUUUUACCAAAAUAUCCAAAGAGAACCAACGAGCUUGUGCUACAAGAACUGAGGAUUGCAAAGGAAUUGAAAAACUCUCACAAAUUAAUUGCUGCAUUCACUAAAUGGACUACAAUUGUGCUUUAAGGCACGUGUGUAAACAAAGCUGUUUUGUAAGAUGUGGACUAAAACGCAUUAGUGGUGAUCGCCAUGACUUCUUCGUUACUUUUACACGCAUUGUAAUGAUGUAUUAUUGUAUAUUACCGCUCGGCUUAGCUCUCAAGGGCAUUCCCUGCUUUUCGUGUUUCCUUUACUUGUUUUCUUUUGGCUUUUAUGUUUCCGCACCUGUUUUUAGCUAUUGUAAAGUUUUGAGCUCAGAAUUUCCUAUACUGUAUUGCUUAUGCUAAAGUGUAUGUAUUUAUCAUUUUAUGUGCUGCAGGUAUAAUGGUUAAAUUUUGGUUUCCUUUUUGGUUUUGUUUUCCCAGUUUUUCUGUCAUAAAAUGUCUGGGACGAUGAUUUUUUGAUUUUAUCUCUCAAAAAAAGAGUUAGAUAAGUGGUUAAGGUAACACACCUGUUUGUAUAUUUAUCUUAGCUAGGUCUAUUUUGAUACUUUUUGUCUCUGUAGUGCAUUUAUGCAUUUUUAAGGAAAAAAAGAGAGAAAACAAACUAAAAAGUUGAACUCAUUGUGUAAUGAUACCUCAGAAGGACUUUUCUCUAAAGACAGGACCAAAACUUCACAAAAACAAUGAAAGAGAAAAAAAAAAAAAACAUUGAAGAAAAAAUGUGUAGCCCUCUCUUGCUUAUAAGAAAGAGCAACUUUAAGGUGUUUUUUUAAUUAUUGGUCAUUUUAGGUGCCAAUAUAUGUACAGACUCCCUUUAAAGUCAAAUCAUUCCUUUAUUUACCAUGAGCACUCAAAGCUAUCUCUGGUAAGGCAAUAGCGCUCCAGAUUUGUAUAGAAGUUCUCUGAGAAAGUGCAUGGAUUGGCUCUCUUUGGUUGAAUUAUGCCGAGCGAGUGCGUCUUUCUUGUUCAUCUUCAAUGACCACCAAAAGGAUUGUGGCUAGAUGUUUGUAUUCCAAAUCGAUCAAGUCUGCCAGAACUGUAACCACACCCUCAUGUCGCCUCAGAGAUCCAUUGCCUGGUGAUGGAUAGCUUUGAGCUGCAGUAUUCUAAGGGGAGCUUUUGCCUGAUGAUAUUCACUUCUUCGGCCAAUCAAAUGGAACUACCACUUCGACUCUCCUCUUAUUGUAUUUUUACGAAUGUGUGUACAUUUUCAGCAGUGACUUCUGUGUACUUUAGUUUCAUUUUAACUUGUUUGUUUACUUCUCUGUAAUUUUUUUAAAUUUGUUUUGCUUUUUCAGAUGAGACUUGGGGGAAGUAUAGGUGAUGGCUUUUGAAAUGGUAUAGAAAAUGUAAAAAAAAAGGCAACUAGCCAUCCACCUUUGUCGUUCUAACCCCGGUGACCAUGUUUAUGCCAGUCACUGCCGUUUUCUUCAUGCUGUAUAAACACACACACACACACACACACACACACACACACACACACACACACACACACACACACACACAUAUAUCUGUGUAUUUGUAACCUGAAUCUUCUUGUGUCUGUCCAUGCAGACAAUAAAAAAAACUGUACAGUAGGUCUAGUUGCAUGUAAUCUGUACUAAUUAUUGACAAUGGCAUUAUAAAAUGCAAUAAAAAUACUUAUUACACUGUC
Cyprinus carpio (common carp) is the source of this 7868-nucleotide messenger RNA. Its product is annotated as forkhead box protein P4-like. Lineage: Eukaryota; Metazoa; Chordata; Actinopteri; Cypriniformes; Cyprinidae. Gene Ontology annotation, biological process: regulation of transcription by RNA polymerase II. Gene Ontology annotation, molecular function: DNA-binding transcription repressor activity, RNA polymerase II-specific; RNA polymerase II cis-regulatory region sequence-specific DNA binding. Gene Ontology annotation, cellular component: nucleus. The record is from RefSeq and is a predicted model, not a curated record.